Mustela lutreola (European mink) is the source of this 1824-nucleotide messenger RNA. It is a transcript of the gene PNKP, whose product is annotated as polynucleotide kinase 3'-phosphatase. Gene Ontology annotation, biological process: DNA repair. Gene Ontology annotation, cellular component: nucleus. Lineage: Eukaryota; Metazoa; Chordata; Mammalia; Carnivora; Mustelidae. Gene Ontology annotation, molecular function: polynucleotide 3'-phosphatase activity; ATP-dependent polydeoxyribonucleotide 5'-hydroxyl-kinase activity; protein binding. The coding region runs from base 307 to 1755 and encodes 482 amino acids. The record is from RefSeq and is a predicted model, not a curated record. The transcript is spliced from 16 exons.
UGGAGGCCCAGGGCCGCCUGUGGCUGGAGAGUCCCCCUGGGGGCGCGCCCCCUAUCUUCCUGCCCUCGGAUAGACAAGUCCUUGUCCUGGGCCGGGGACCCUUGACCCAGGUUACCGACCGGAAGUGCUCCAGAAACCAAGGCAAGAACCGCCUCACAGGCAAUCCUGAGGCCUCUAAUUACUGCAUGUCAAGGAGACAGCCGUUUGGAAAUAAACUGCUUUCCCUCCCGAGUGGGAUGUAGCGUCCCCAUCGCAUGGCCUGAAGCUGGCCAUGCUCCCAGUAGUGGAGAAGGCACUCGCACAAGGAUGCACAUUCUGACUCCACACUCUCAACCCUCAGUGGAGCUGGUCGCAGACCCCGGGACCAAGACUGUGGCAGUGAAACAGCUGGGAAUUAACCCCUCAACUGCUGGGACCCAGGAGCUGGCUCCGGGGUCAGAAGGCUCUCUGAGGUUGGGGGACACACUGUAUUUGGUCAACGGCCUCCACCCGCUAACCCUGCGCUGGGAAGAGGCCCGCACACCUGAAUCCCAGCAGGACACUCCGCCCCGCACCCCUCCGGUGGCUCCAGAUGUGGCACAGGAUGUUGAGCCACAGAAAAAGCGGACGCGAAAGUCAUCCCCGGGCUGGGAGAAGUUCGAGAAGCUGCUGGUGUUUACUGCACCUGGGGUGAAACCCCGCGGCAAGGUGGCUGGCUUUGAUCUGGACGGGACCCUCAUCACCACACGCUCUGGGAAGGUCUUUCCCACUGGCCCCAGUGACUGGAGGAUCUUGUAUCUCGAGAUUCCGCGGAAGCUCCGGGAACUGGAUGCCGAGGGCUACAAGCUGGUGAUCUUCACCAACCAGAUGGCCAUUGGGCGUGGGAAGCUGCCGGCAGAGGAGUUCAAGGCUAAAGUGGAGGCUGUGGUGGAGAAACUGGGGCUCCCCUUUCAGGUGCUGGUGGCCACGCACGCCGGCUUGUACCGGAAGCCGGUGGUUGGCAUGUGGGACCAUCUGCAGGAGCAGGCCAACGAGGAUAUGCCCAUCUCCAUCAGGGACAGUGUCUUCGUGGGAGAUGCAGCUGGGCGCCCAGCCAACUGGGCCCCUGGGCGGAAGAAGAAAGACUUCUCUUGCGCAGACCGUCUGUUCGCACUCAACCUUGGCCUGCCCUUCGCCACACCAGAGGAGUUCUUUCUGAAUUGGCCCAUCGCCAGCUUUGUGCUCCCCACCUUUGAUCCGAGAACCGUCUCCCCCUCGGGGCCGCUCUACCUCCCUGAGUCCAGCUCCCUCUUGAGCUCCGACCCUGAAGUGGUGGUCGCCGUGGGAUUUCCUGGGGCUGGCAAGUCCACCUUCCUCCAGGAGCACCUCGUGUCUGCGGGCUACGUCCACGUGAACAGGGACACGCUGGGCUCGUGGCAGCGCUGUGUGACCAUGUGUGAGAACGCUCUAAAGCAAAGGAAACGGGUCGUGAUUGACAACACCAACCCAGACCCUCUGAGCCGGGCCAGGUACAUUAAGUGUGCCCAAGAUGCAGGGGUCCCCUGCCGCUGCUUCCUCUUCACGGCCACCCUGGAGCAGGCUCGCCACAACAACCGGUUCCGAGAGAUGACGGGCUCCUCCCAUGCCCCUGUGUCAGACGUGGUCAUGUACGGCUACAGAAAGCAGUUCGAGGCUCCGACCCUGGCAGAAGGAUUCUCGGCAAUCCUGGAGAUCCCAUUCCGGCUGAAUGUGGAGCCCACGCUCGAGCGCCUGUAUACCCAGUUCUCGGAGGGCUGAGUGCUCCCCACCAGUCCUUGCCCCUUCCCCUACCUUCACUUCACCCCCAAUAAAUCCUGUUUUUCUUUA